Molecule: messenger RNA, 6955 nt
Organism: Uranotaenia lowii
Lineage: Eukaryota; Metazoa; Arthropoda; Insecta; Diptera; Culicidae
Product: regulator of G-protein signaling loco-like
Exons: 6
Coding region: 889-6705 (1938 amino acids)
Biological process (GO): signal transduction
Molecular function (GO): protein binding; GTPase activator activity
Source: RefSeq, a predicted model, not a curated record
AUCAAAUUUAGAAUGUUGCUUAUGGAGUGACUUCAAUUAGCCAACAGCAAGAAACACGAAUCGGCUGCUGGGCAGCAACUUUCUUAUUGGUGGUUUUUGCGUGUGUUGGUGCUUCGUUUCGAAUAGGAAUGUGCGUGCGGUGUUUCAAAAGAAGGAUGUUUCGUUGCAAACAAUCUGUUGCGCUAGGAUUGGCGUUAUACGCCUAGCGAAGUUAGCUUUGUUUUCAGGCGUAGUAAAAAUUCCUACGCCUCAGUAUAGUGUUUGGGUUAAAAAAUUUUUGAUUUAUAAAAGCAGUUUUGUGAAUAGUUUCGAAGUCUUAACAAAGCUAUGUAAAAAAUAGAACAACCAGUUUUGAUUUGUGGUAAAGUAAAAAAAAAGUCACUGUAUUAAAAAAAAAAACAAAAAUGAAAGGAUAACCACCUACGAUAGGGAAUGUUAGCAAAACUAAAAUAAGCAAAAAACAAGAACUCAUCUCGAAGCAUUCACCGUUUGAAAGAUAAUGACAACCGAGCAAAAAAUACCGUUCCCUACGUCUGUAUGAGUGGUCUGGUCCAAGCAGAAAACUACUAUUCCACAAGACGACGAGGACGGAGGCUGCGAAAGAUCGUACGUACGUAAGCCAACCUACUCAUCAUCACCCUCAUCAUCGGAUAGCCAUCGUCUUCGUCUGCUAGCUGCUCUGCUAGAGUUGUGGAAAGGAAUGUGCGAUUAAAAUUGCUGCAGAACGAAUGGCAGAAACGAGUAUUUCACGGGCUGCAACUGCUAGUGUUGGUGUUAAAUGGUCGAAUUCAGUAGCACAACAAAAAUAUUUGCAGUCGAAUAUCUGUACCACCUGUUGAUUGGUUUUGUUUGAGAUUUUAGGGCAUUUGGAAAGCUCGGACGCGCAAAAUGCACGGAGGUCAUCGGAGGAGAAAGAAAAGGCCCAACUAUGGGAUUCGGACGGUCGAAGUCAACAGGGGCCUGAAUGGAUUCGGAUUUACCAUUUCGGGGCAGCAGCCUUGCAUCCUGUCAUGUAUCGUGGCUAAUUCUCCAGCGGAUCAGGCCGGAUUGAGAGCUGGAGAUUUCCUAAUAUCGGUAAAUGGUCUCAACGUGUCACGAUUACCUCACGAGGCUGUGGUUCAGUUGAUUGGGAAUACUUACGGAGCUAUUAAGAUGGCGAUUGCUGAGAAUUACUACUCGGAUAGCUCCGAUGACGACGUACUGUUUCAUCAGGGAAGUCAACAUAGGUCCAGGCCAAAGUAUCCAAACUAUAAAACCAAGUUCAAUAGAAAUACGGUAACGAGUAAGUUGCCAAAUGGUCCUCAGGCUGAUUUGGUAGGAACAUGUGAGGGUGCAGCAUCAAUUGUGGUGAACGAUUCGCCAACGGCUUACAAUGUAAUUCAUAGUCCUAACGCAAAUAGCAGCUGUGAUAUUACCAAUGUCAGUGCAAUGGUUCGUGCUGUACAACUUGAUCAAGAAGAACCUAGAGCUGGACCGUCUCAUGUUCAGCAGGAUCAAGAAUCGUUCCUAGAAUACAAAGCCGUGGUUGGGUAUCUCGGAACCAUCGAAAUGCCCAAGCAAAUUGCAACCAGUUCCAAGCUACAAACUGUUCGAAGUUGUAUUAGAAAAAUGCGACAAGAAAAACGCAACCCAACCACCGUACUCAUGUCGAUUCUUCCUUCCUGCCUUAACUUGAUCAAUACCAGUAAUGCGGUUAUCGCUAAAUACUCAUCUGUCCGCUUAAACUACGUCAGUAGCAGUAGCGAAAAUGAUACUCGCUAUUUCGGACUUGUAACCUCGGCGAUUUACGCUGAUGGAUUGAUGUGCGAAAAUGCCGCCAUUUUAAACCAACGCAAAGACGUUGUCAUUUCAAACAGUUGCCAUGUGUUCGUUAUAGAUUCCAAGCUAGUCGAUCAUGGAAUUCAUCUAGAAAAAGCUGACCUCUUCAAAAUCAUCUGUACAAAAGAUCCCAUCACCAAUCUCUGCCUCGAGUUCCCAAACAACUCAGAAUACGUAGUCAAUCUUAUUCGUAGCAUGUACAACCUCAAAGCACCCGUUAAAAAUGAAGCCCAAUCAAAUCAUGGAAAGCCUCCGGUUGCUCGGAGCCUCAACAUGGACCAUAUAAACUAUCCCCGCGUCGAUCCUCGGCUCAAUCCACGGGCCAUAGACGACCCGAACGAUCUUCUCGUUUCCAACUCACCUCAACCGAGUAAUCACAGCGAAAUAACAACAACCUCCAGCAACUCCGACUCUGGAAUCGGCUUCCACAAUGAUUACCGCAACAUUUCUGAUCGCAUUCUGGUGGUCGACUUCCCAGGCAUUCCCAAUCAUCAGCAAAUCUCUAACGUACGUGCCCAUUUCCGCAAAUCUCAUCCCUUCGGAAUGCCCGGACGUCCAGUUGGAAUAAUUAACGAGCUCUCCCCGAAGUUCGACCCAAUUCGCAACAUCCGCUGCACCGGAGACCCAUCAACAAACAACCUCCAAAUUUGCCACGGCAAAUCCAAAUCUGCCGACUACAGCUACCCUUCAACAUCCCGACAACAACCAAUCGAGCAAAGAUUGACCGUCCGGGCCCGACCUGACCCAAAAACAUUCGCCUCCGAAAACUCCCCCAGUAAAGAAAACGCCCUCAACAACCUCAGCGAUCCGUCCCCAAAUAAAUACGAUCAAAUCUUCCCGGAUCUCGAAACCGUCAUAGACUGGGCAUCCGGACAAACGCUCGACGAUCUCGGCAACAUCGUCCAGGAACGACCCAUCGACGUUCCAUCCCAACCUCAAGACGACCUGCAUCUAGACCUCAAUCGCUACAACAGUGACAACGUCAAAAAUAGUCUCCUGGCAGCGCGAUCAUGCGACAAUAUGAUCCUCUCCUACGAAGCUUCCCAUCAUCAUCCACAGAUAUUCCCGGAACCUAUCAAAUUGCAACACUCGGCUGACGAUCUCACCCUCAUCACGAAAUCUUCUCCCAAACAGGACGAGCAACACGUGUUUCUCCAGCCAACCGUCAAACCGUUGAAAAAAUCGAAAAAGGCGUGCGCUCACCGAAAACCAACCGACGACAUCGGCGUCGGUUCCAAUCAAUCCUCGCAGCAGCUGCUUUCCUACAAACUUAGUCCGAAGGUUUUCGGUUUAGCAAGACCACUUUCCCUAAGUUUCGAAAACAUUUCCUCCACAAUUGUUUCUGGUCACGGGGUCCUGGACCCAAAGAAAGCGUGCCGUAAAAGUGAGACUGCUCAAAACCAACCGGACCAGCAGCAACAGAAACAACGUAUUCGACCGUCGAAGAGGCUUAGUGGUGGGUUCUCGGCUAUCUGGGGAAGUUUGCAGGAACUAAGAACUGUGGGUAGCAGUAAACAACAGCAACUACAGCAGCAGCAAGAACUGCUUUGGGAUGGUGGUGUAAGUGCUCCUCAAGGGAAUGUGAAAACUGACAGUGAUAAGGAAAUGCAGAAGCAGCAGAAGCGAGAGCGUCGACUCAGUGGGUUUAAAAUGCUGGAAGCGACCUACAGCGAGCCGGAUUUGAGAUUUGAUGAGAACAAGCAAAUCAACCACAAUGCUUCGCCGUUCCGGCGAUGGGGCCAAUCAUCGCUGCGGUCUCGCUCCGGGGAACAGCGCACUCCCGGGUCCAGUUCACAUCGGCGGCCCUCUUCCCUGGCCGCUUCCGAAAGCGACGUCUACACCAAAUCGAUUGACGAUGAUUACAGUUCCACCAAAAGUGGGUACAACCCUUAUGGGGAUGCUGCAAGUUCGGUGACAACGGAUUCUGUUCCGACCUCAACGACGACGGGAACCGUCAGUGUGGGUCCAACUGGGGUCGCUUCUUGGGGCACCUCGUUCGAGAAACUGCUGGAAGAUGCCGCCGGACUGCACACUUUUUCGGAAUUUUUGAAGAAAGAAUUUUCUGGGGAGAACAUCUACUUCUGGACUGCUUGCGAGAAAUACAGGCACCUAACGGAUCGAGAAGAGAGGGCCAGGGAAGCCCAAGCCAUCUUCACCAAGCAUCUAGAAUCGGGUUGUAGCGAUCCGGUCAAUGUGGACUCGAUUGCCCGAAACAUUGCCAAGGAAAACUUGCCCCAAGCGGAGCAAACCCUUUUCGCGGCAGCUCAGAAACAGAUUUUCAACCUUAUGAAGUUUGACAGCUACCAGAGGUUUAUCAAGAACGAUAUGUACAAGGUGUGUCUGGAUGCCGAGGCCAAAGGACAGCCGCUUCCAUAUCCGGGUGAGCUCCUAGAUCCACUGCUAAAGACGAGCUUCACCAUUCAAGCUUCCACCAAGCUGAAGAAAUCCCUAAGCAAUGCCGAGGAUCGGCGGCGAAAGUCGUUGCUGCCCUGGCACCGUAAAACCCGCUGCAAAUCCAAGGAUCGAGGCGAUCAGGAGCUGAAAAAGGACAGUGGCAGCGGGGGUAAAUCGGGGUCCCUGUCCAACGGGGGUGGCAGUAGCAAUACGCUGAAGGUCCUGUCGACCAAUUCCACUAGUGAUAUUCAUAGUUCUAGAAGUUCCUUGGCGAGUUUCGACGCCGCCAUCGGUAAAUCGUCCUACGAGCAGGACGACACCCGCAACAGUCUGUGCCGUGUGAUAUUGUCGAACGGAGCCACAACGGUGGUUCAGACACGUUCCAACGAAACCAUCAAAGAGCUAGUCGAGCGAUUGCUGGAGAAGCGAGGCAUCGUUUAUAACGCCUACGAAGCCUUUCUAGCGGGGAACCACAAACCGCUGGAUCUGGACGGCCCGUCAUCUAGUCUCGCCGGCAAGGAGGUCAACAUCGAUCAGCGGGUAGUGUUCAAACUGAGUUUACCUAAUCGGAAAAUGAUUUCCGUCAAGAGUAAGGCUACUAAGCCGUUGGGGGAUGUUCUGAGACCCAUUCUGGCCAAGUACAACUACGAGCUGGAUCAGAUGAACGUUUACUCGAAGGAUGCUUUCCUGGACAUGACCUAUCCGGUGACCAGUGUGGAUGGGCUAUGGCUACAAGUUCGUAACGGGAGCGAGAAUGAAUUUCAUCAGGAUCUCACGCGGACGAUUGCAUCGAGAUCGGAGAGGACUCAACAAGGUGGGCAUGGAGUAGUGGCGCCUCCACUGCCUGUGAUCGCGACUACGACCCACCAGCAGAUAGUUAGCCAUUUUCAACAGCAGCUGAACUAUCAGCAAGCUCAAUUGGGUGGUUUGGGGGCAAAUGCGACAAGUGGGAAUUCAGCUUCCUACAUCAAUAGUAACAUUGGGAAGAAAUUGGCUACGACUCACGGUGGAUCCCAGGGAUACAUCAACAAUAAUAACAAUCAUUUCAAAAGCAAAGAAGAUUUGAAAGAUGACGGUAGUCGGCACGAGUUAAACAUGCUCGAUGAGAUCACCAACAAGGUGUUCAAUGAGUUGAUGAAUGGUAAAAUUGCUAAUGGGAAGGUUCCUGAUGAUUGUACUUCGGACAGUUCAUCCACUAGAAGAGGAGGCGCUGGGGAUCGGUUUCGACGACGAGGCUCCAAUGCGCCCUCGGAAAGUGGCCGGGGAGCUAAGAGCAAGAAGUGCUCUACAGCCGGGUCCGAGGAUGGAGAGAGUGUUGGAAAUGCUGCAACUGGUAGUAAGAAACCAAUCAUCGCCAAGCUGAAGGCAGGAGUUAAAUUGCAAAUCCCCACCCGAUCCCAGAAUGAUGAGCUUCUGGAAGGCCUUAAACGAGCCCAACGGAGUCGUCUCGAAGAUCAGCGAGGUACCGAAAUCAACUUCGAGCUGCCGGACUUUCUUAAGGACAAGGAAAACUUCACCAGUGCCCCCUCAACCGGUGCAGCUUCGAGUUCCGGUGUAUCCAAGUUCGUUCGAAAACCGGGCAAGCGACCCGAAUCUGCCGAAUAUCCUUCUUCCACCAGUAUUCACCCGGGGGCUGCAGCCCUUCAAACCGGAUCGCUACAGCAAAUCAAUAAACCCCAACCGGCGCCACGACUUUCGAUUACUGGUUCUCGGGGAAUUGCCGCCGAAUCUACCCCAAGAACCCAGGGAGGAAGUGCAGUUUCUUCGCCGGGUGUCGUGCAGUCGGCUUCUAGUGAAAGUUGUCUGAACAAUCUUUCCAUGCGCUGUAAUGCGUCCCCGUCGGCCGGUCUGGUGGAUGAUAACGGAAACGGUUCCCUGUCGGAGAAUAGUUUUGCAGAAACGACAAUGAUUUUCAACCACCACCAGAUUCCAACCAACCCUUGCAAUACCCCGGAAAGCUCACCGAUUCGAGGCGCCCUUAUGAACAGCCACCACCGGAGGUCGAUUGAUGCGGACUGUUGCCGGGAUAUCCCGGAUCAUUCGUUGCAAUCAAAAGGAAGCCAUAACUAUCAACAGAAUCACAACCAUCAGCAACUUACUACGAGUUUAGGCAGUGGCUGCAGUACUACCAGUAGUACGACUAGUAACAGCAGCAGCAAUAGUAGCACCAGUAACUAUGAUGGAGACAACCAGAAGGGUCCGCCACCGCUUCCACCGAAGCCCAAAAUCCUACCCAUCAAACCUUCCAACUGGGGCCAUACGGGACCGAGUGGCGGUGGAAGCAGUAGCACCAACUUGAGCACUUCCACCCUGGGAAACCUGUCCACCACCAGCAGUAGCACCAGUCCCACCGGUGUCAGAAGCAACAAUGGUAACGGCAAUAGCACCACCACUAGCAGUAGUAGUCAGAAUGUUGCGAAAGACCGGCAGACCGGAAGUGGGAAGCAGACUAGAAAUAUCUACCUGGAUCAUGCGAGUAGCAGCUUUGUAUAGAAUGUAAAGAAACAUUAGCACAAUACUAAAAUAGCUAGAGCUAGGUUGAAGGAAUAAUGAAAAAAUAUUUUAAAAUUUAACUUUUUAUCAAACUGUCGGUAAAUUUGAAGGCUUUUGAAGCGAGUGUUUUUUUUUCAAGAUAUUGCAGUUCUAUCUUUGCGCGUGUGUAUUUUUUUCAUCGUUUUAUUUAUUUUUGUCGAACUGUGAAAACAUGUAUUAUUUUGCCGAUUUUUAAAACGUAAGACUAGAU